This is a messenger RNA of Struthio camelus australis, 2424 nucleotides long. The record is from RefSeq and is a predicted model, not a curated record. Lineage: Eukaryota; Metazoa; Chordata; Aves; Struthioniformes; Struthionidae.
AUGUCGUAUGACUCACCAAGGGCAACUGCUGUGGAUGCCUGGCUCCAGCUGCAUGUGGAUGCACUUGAGGUGACAGACCGGAACAGCAGCGGGGCCAAUGUCGCAUGCGGGCGCUGGCUGCUGCUUGCCGGAGAUUUCUCUGCCAAUUUGCUUGGGACUCUAGAAGAAAUUCUUCCUAACCUCCAAAAAGACGUUAGUGUUUGGAUAAUGACCAAAGACUCCGCUUUGCCAAGUGUGCAUACCCUUUUAGACAAAAUAGAGGCUGCUUCUGAAGACCCUGUUCCAGUUGAUCGACGCUCUGCAAACAACCUCAAGUCAUCUGUUCUCUACAUAUUUACUUCAGGAACAACAGGUCUUCCAAAGGCUGCAGUUAUCAGUCACAUGCAGGUUCUAAAAGGAGCUGCUGGACUGUGGGCUUUUGGUGCUACUGCAGAAGACAUCAUUUAUAUUACUCUGCCUCUUUAUCACAGUGCAGCAUCUCUCCUUGGUAUCGGUGGAUGCAUUGAAUUAGGUGCAACUUGUGUGUUAAGAAAGAAGUUCUCAGCUAGUCAGUUCUGGAAUGACUGCAGAAAGUACAAUGUGACUGUCAUUCAGUACAUUGGAGAACUUUGCCGUUACCUUUGCAGCCAGCCAGUGAAGGAGGGAGAAAAAAAUCACAAAGUCCGCCUAGCAGUUGGAAAUGGAGUAAGAAAUGAUGUAUGGAGAGAAUUUUUAGACCGAUUUGGUGCUGUUAAGAUCUGUGAGUUUUAUGGUGCUACUGAAGGAAACAUUUGUUUCAUGAACCACACAGGAAAAAUUGGAUCUGUGGGACGUACCAAUUUCUUUUAUAAGCUUUUUUUCCCAUUCGAUUUAAUCAAGUAUGAUUUCCAAAAAGACGAACCCGUUAGAAAUAAGCAUGGUUGGUGUGAGAAAGUUAAGAAAGGUGAGGCUGGUCUUCUCAUUUCCAAAGUGAAUGCAAAGAAUCCGUUCUUUGGUUAUGCUGGCAAUAAGAGACACACAGAAAAGAAGUUACUCUGUGACGUGUUUAAGAAAGGAGAUCUUUAUUUUAAUACUGGGGAUCUAAUGGUUCAAGACCAAGAGAAUUUUCUUUAUUUUUGGGACAGGAUUGGAGACACAUUCAGAUGGAAAGGGGAGAAUGUUGCAACCACUGAAGUUUCUGAUGCGAUAGUAAUGUUGGACUUCAUACAAGAAGCAAAUGUAUAUGGUGUAUCUGUGCCAGCUCACGAAGGAAAAGCGGGAAUGGCCUCUCUCAUUUUAAAGGAGAAUACAACAUUGGACUUGGAGAAAAUGUAUAAGCAAGUUGUCACCUAUCUACCAAGUUAUGCCUGUCCUCUUUUCUUAAGAGUCCAGGAAACAAUGGAAAUGACUGGAACUUUCAAACAACAGAAAUUUCGAUUGGUGGAUGAAGGUUUUGAUCCAUCUACAAUCACUGAUCCACUUUAUUUUUUAGAUAGCUCUAAGCAAGCGUACGUCUUGUUAACCAAAGAAGUACAUGAGAGGAUCUUAUCUGGGCAAAUGAAACUUUAAUUAACCUAAUGCUAGGUUAUUAAGAGACAGUCUACAUGAGCUACUGUGCAAGAAGCAAGAACAUUAAUCACCAGUAUUUAUAUAUAGUUAUCCAAAAUAACAUUUUAUAUAUUUGAUACUUAAAUUGAGAUGUCUCUUGUAUCUUUCCUCAUUUGAUCAUUAUUGAUCACUAAUUAUUUUCUACCUCUUGAGACCAAAUAUAACUAGAUGACCUGUUAAACAUGUCUGAGAUCUUUUUUAUCUUAAUUUUGGAAUAUAAAUGCCUCACAGUUUUUCUGUGUCCUAAAUAAAAAAUGAGGGAUAUGCAGAAUGAUAUGUAGAAAAAAAAUCUCAGAAGAUGAGAAAUAUGUGGUGAUGAAGGUUAUUAAUUUGAGAGAGAGAAAAUGUACCAUUAACGUUUCUUUCAUUGUAGUUUCCACUUCAUAUAUAUAUAUAUAUCCUUAUGAAUAUAUAUUUUAAGACAUAAAGACUUGAUAAGUGGUUGGAAGAAAAAACAACCCUUAUGCAGAGGACUUCGAUGGAACACAAGAUGAAAGAGAACAAAGCAGAAAAUGCCCCCCAAACAACUCUGAAACUAAAAGAUUUAUACCAACAUCACUGCUGAGACUUUUUGUCAUAAUCCACGUUCUUUCUUUUAUUUGUAAACUUGCUGCUUAGAUUGUCAAAUUCUGAAGACAGGCCAUACUUCUAUAAUUUGUGUAGUACCAGAUCAGCAAUAGGCAGAGACAAUGUGUAUACUUAAAGGGGAAAACAGCUCUUAUAAAAAGAAUGAUUAAAACAAUAAUAUUAGCACUUUGUAUCAUACAUAUUGACUGACAAAUAGCUUCCUCACUCUUGUUAAUGACUGUUAGGGAUUAUUAUUUUAUGGGUACUAAAAUAUAGCAGAAAUUUACAAAU